AUGUUCCGAUCCAAAAUUCGUAUUCACACAUGCCAAGUUAUAUUAUUAACUUCUCUAGUAUGGUUUUUGGUCGAUGUGAUGAUACUCAUGUUUUAUUCAGAUUGCAUUGGUAAAUCUGGAUGGGGAUGUUCAGAUAAUAAAGUAAUAAGCACUGAAGAGAAUUUAGCUCUUUUGAAAAAUUCUGUAAUAAAUGAUAUUAAACCAACUAAUGAUUACAAUAAUAAAAAAUAUAAGCAAUCAGAAUUACAACUAUGGCGACCAGCAAAAGUAGUAAGAGAAAAUAAAGGAAGUCCUGGAGAGUUAGGAACAGCCGUUCGGAUGCCUCCAGGCAAUGAAGCAAAACAACAAGAACUAUUCAAAUUAAACCAAUUCAAUCUUGUGGCAACUGAUAUGAUUGCUUUAAAUCGGUCAUUGAAAGAUAUUAGAUUAGAAGGAUGUAAAACGAAAAAAUAUCCUAAAUAUCUACCCACUACAAGUAUUGUCAUUGUUUUUCAUAAUGAGGCUUGGAGCACAUUACUUCGAACAGUCUGGUCUGUUAUCAAUAGAUCACCUAGAGCAUUAUUAAAGGAGAUAAUUUUAGUUGAUGAUGCCAGCGAGCGUGAUCACUUAAAACAGAAUCUUGAAAAUUAUGUUAGUACCUUACCUGUUCCUACGUUCGUUUUACGUACAGGAAAACGCUCUGGAUUAAUUAGAGCUAGAUUACUAGGGGCUAAGCAUGUAAAAGGACAAGUAAUAACUUUUCUUGAUGCUCAUUGUGAAUGUACUGAAGGUUGGCUUGAACCUUUGUUAGCAAGAAUUGUAGAGAAUCGAUCAACUGUAGUUUGCCCAAUAAUAGAUGUUAUAAGUGAUGAUACAUUUGAAUAUAUCACCGCCAGCGACAUGACAUGGGGAGGUUUUAAUUGGAAACUCAAUUUUAGAUGGUACCGUGUAGCACAAAGAGAAAUGGAUAGACGUAAUGGAGAUCGAACUGCACCGUUACGAACCCCUACCAUGGCAGGUGGUCUAUUUUCCAUUGAUAAAGACUAUUUCUACGAAAUAGGAGCAUACGAUGAAGGAAUGGAUAUUUGGGGAGGUGAAAAUCUCGAAAUGAGUUUCAGAGUAUGGCAAUGUGGUGGUACUUUAGAAAUCAGCCCAUGUUCACACGUAGGUCAUGUUUUCCGUGACAAGAGUCCGUAUUCAUUCCCAGGUGGCCUCCGCAAGAUCAUACUUCGCAAUACUGGUAGGGUAGCUGAGGUCUGGUUGGAUGAGUGGAAAGAAUUUUACUAUUUGAUGAACCCAGGAAACAAACGCUUUUUCCAUUUCUUAUAUGCUUUCUUUUUUCAAUACAGUAUAUGGAUGUGUGGGGGGACAUUGGAAAUCGCAACAUGUUCGCAUGUUGGACACGUGUUCCGUAAGUCAACGCCAUAUACAUUCCCUGGUGGUACAAGCAAAAUAGUGAACCACAACAAUGCGCGGCUUGCUGAGGUCUGGUUGGACCAAUGGAAAUACUUCUAUUACAACAUUAAUCCAGGUGCAACAAGUGUCCCGGUUGGUGAUGUAUCUGAACGUGUACAAUUACGUGAAAAACUAAAGUGUAAAAGCUUCAGAUGGUACUUGGAGAAUGUUUAUCCCGAGUCUCCUAUGCCUUUGGAUUAUCAUUAUUUAGGUGACAUAACGAAUCUAGAAAUGCGCAACUGUUUAGAUACUAUGGACAGAAAAACCGGAGAGAAUGUUGGUUUAAGUUAUUGUCAUGGUCUUGGUGGUAAUCAGGUAUUUGCCUACACUAAGCGACAACAAAUAAUGUCAGAUGAUAUGUGCCUCGAUGCAGCAAGCCCUCAAGGCCCUGUUAAAAUAGUUCGUUGUCACGGGAUGGGAGGAAAUCAAGCGUGGUCUUACAAUGAAGAGGAUAAAAUGAUUAGACACACUAAUACAAGACAUUGUUUAUCCGCGCCUCAAAGUGGAGAUCUAACAACACCAAUUUUAAUUUCAUGUGACCCUCACAACCUCAGUCAAAAGUGGAUAAUGGCUAGUAAAUUUAAAUGGCAAGCUAGCUAA
Cotesia congregata is the source of this 2034-nucleotide messenger RNA. The record is from the annotation of a GenBank genome assembly. NCBI's taxonomy places the organism in Eukaryota, Metazoa, Arthropoda, Insecta, Hymenoptera, Braconidae.